Molecule: messenger RNA, 2042 nt
Organism: Pseudo-nitzschia multistriata
Lineage: Eukaryota; Bacillariophyta; Bacillariophyceae; Bacillariales; Bacillariaceae
Source: the annotation of a GenBank genome assembly
GAACAACGCAUUCGACAACAAACAAGUGACAUGGAAGACGGAACAUGGGUGCUGAAAAGAAUUAGUAUAACUUAAACAAUACACAAAAGAACGCAAAGACGCUGGAAUGGUGAAUUGUACUCAAUUCAGAAACUUUGCCGAUGCUUCACUGCAUCGGACAAGAUUUUGUCUGCUUCAAUUCUACCUCUUGAUACUGUGCUUCGCGAACUAUUCUCCCUCCGUAGACGCGUUUGUCUUCGCACCAACCUCGAAGUCUCCCGGCGCCGUUAUCUUCGCAAGUCUUAACCAUAAUCACAAUCAGGCAAUUGCAUCAUCAUCAUCGACUACUAUCAGUGUCGGAACAUCCGUUAUUGGCGAUGAUGGCACCCUUCCAUCGUCGUCAUCUCCCUCUCCAACUUUCUCGACAGCGGCCGAGUGGCAUCGCGACAGGAGAAAGGCUAUGAUCGAGAAGUAUGGCGACCAAAUUUUACCUUUGGAGCGUAGCACAUCUUCUCAAAACAUUGGCUUGCCCUUGCUUGCAAUCACAAACCUAUCCCUGUUGAGUCUGAGUUUGUUUUCGGGUGUUAAUGACUUGGAAGUAUUUGAAAUUUUUGGUUUAGCCUUGUUUCCAGGGUCAAUGUUUUCUCUCUGGCAACUUCAAAUUUUGCACGACUGCUUGCACGGAUCAUUGUUCGACAAGAAUAAGCAACAGCUGGAAUCUAGCGAUGCAACCGUGCAGGGAAGCAGUAACAACGGACGAAGCCGUAAACAAUUACAAAACGAUGUAUUGUUUUGGGGAUCGAUGCCUUCGAUUUUUGGAUAUUUCUUGUAUCUGAAGUACGGACACCUGACACACCAUUCCAAUGUUGGCGACCCUGAUCGUGCAAGUUUGGAGAAACUAUUCGAUUCCAGUCAAUCGAAUUUCGAAGACGGGGAUGUCUUGUUUGUUGCUCAUCGCAUGAAGUUAAAAGGGGGAAUCGGGCCGACAUUCGAGUUACCUUUCUUCCGGGAAGUCCCUUUUCUCCCAGAGAAAAUCACGAUGAGCAUAAGCAAAGGUGGAUUUGACCAAUGGAAGAUUGAUUCUAUGGAAUCAGGGAAUCUCCCCUGGAAUGUAGCUGUUUUUGCUUCGUCCUUUCUUUUCGAACGAUUUAUGCUCCUCAUCAAUGAUUUCGUGGUAGCCAUUGCAGGACGAAAUUUUUUCUUCCCUAACAAACCAGAUUCUUUUCAUCGAGAAUGUACUGAAUAUGCGAGGGCAGCUUCCUUAGUGCGAGCAACCCUGUUGUUGAUUGGUGGGUGGAAGACCUUGCUCUUCCUGUAUUUAUCAGAAACAUUGUGGUCAAUCCCACCCCACCCUGCAUCGGCCAUGUUUGUAUCGAAUCAUCCAUCUGCUGUGGACGAAAAUACUGGUGAUUGCGUCCCUUCCAUGUCGACAUACGCCGGAUUGUGGUAUUCGUUAUUCACGUUGGGGACAAAUUACCAUUGCGAACACCACGACUUUCCAACCAUACCCUUUCACAAACUCCACGAGUUGCGACGGAUUGCACCGGAAUUUUACCGAACUGGAACCGAAGACGAUCUUUUGGAUGUGAUGAAAAAGUCAUUCACUGAACCGGACUACUAUGCCUGUAUGGACGUUCAUAAACUUAACACCGAGUCGGCUUGAAAAACGAAGUAACUAAAUUGGGAUGCUCACUUCAUUGGGCUGUAUUGCAACGACGCUAGUAGAUAUCAAGAUGUACUGUACUCAUUUACUGCCAAAAGGAAGAGAAGUUUUUCGAUGUAACAUGGUGAGAUGUACUUUCUCCUUUCAUAGAUUGAAUCUGAAGCCAAGUUUAGAUGUUUCGACGAUACUUCUUGCGACAUGGUAGUUUUUCUUUCAAGGUAGACUUCUUCCUAGAUUUCCGUGCAUCAAGACCUUUCCAAGGAUUCUCUGCCUUCCUUCUUGUUGGAACAUGGUACGCAGCACUACUAGGAGUAGUACUAGUACUAGUAGUGCUAUGAAUCACCAGCAGGGACUGCUGUGGUCCUGGUGGGGGAGUAAUUAAUAAAUUGGAACUCUCGCC